CUGGCACGUCAAGCGAUCAGUUGUUCAAAAAGGUCUUCUCCAGUUAUUGACAGUGAUGAGCUUAGCUCGCGACACAGACAAGCGAACAUCAAUCGUAAAACACGAACACUGUAAAUAUCGUCACGGUCACGAUCAGGUCCAGGCGCUUCUCGCCAAAGACGGGACAUUAGUUACCGAACGCUCUCAGAAGGAAGAUCUAGGAGACGAGGGCAGUAUAACUGAGGACAAAUCACCAUUGCUUCUUGAAAAAAGGCCUAUUUAUCUUGAAGAGCUGACUACUCGUUAUUCUUUUUGUAUUAAAGAAGAUAAUUUAUCGCAGGUGGAAAAUUGUUUUUCACAUAAUAACGUACUUCUUGCUUCCGACCUCUCUUACAUGAACACCUCCGGCACGGAAGAAAGCUCAAUAAGUCAAGCAUCGUCGUUUCAAUCUCUUUACAGUGCCGUCGAUGAAAGUGCAUUGCGAUUCAAAACUAGAAGUGAAGCCUCGCUGCUAUCAGAACAGAAUCGGUUUUACAGCAUCGAGUCGUUUCAUUCUAGAGUAUCCGAAAAAGAAGCGAAACUAACUUUGUUUGACCGAACUGGUAGCCACAGAGAAAGCUGCCCUCAUAUAUGAGUUAGGGACAAAAUACGCCUCGAUUACUGGUUUGACAGUCCGAAAAUGAGUACAAAUUCAAAGAGCACUCCUGAAAAACUAGAUGCAAGUCAGUCUUCAAGGAGGAAGAAGAGUUUGAUAUCAUCGUUUCGGAAGGGAAAGAAAGGAAACCGCAAGUCCAAAAACGGGAACAAUGAAAACCCUAGGAGUGAAGAUGCCGCCCCCAGCGAAGAAUCUCACGAAAUGAAAUCUGACGAAGAAUCUGGAAGUGCCUGGUCUAGCGGGCCAAGCAUAUCGUCUGAAGCAAAACUUGAAGAUGCCACUGGAAGCAUCAGCCCAGAUGCUGAAGAAGAAGAGCCCGCGGGCAGCAGUGGUGACAAAAACGAGCAUCUCUUCAAGAUUCUGGUGAUCGGUGAGCUGGGUACAGGCAAAACCUCGAUAAUCAAGCGCUACGUUCAUCAGUUCUUCAGUCAACAUUAUCGGGCAACCAUCGGGGUGGACUUUGCUCUUAAGGUCGUCAGCUGGGACGCGAACACGGUCAUCAGGCUACAGCUCUGGGACAUUGCUGGUCAAGAGCGUUUCGGCAACAUGACGCGUGUGUAUUACAAAGAGGCCGUUGGUGCAUUCAUCGUCUUUGACGUGACGCGUGCGCAGACUUUUGACUGCGUCAGCAAAUGGAAGAACGACCUCGAUACUAAAGUCACCCUCCCCAACGGCUCUCCUAUUCCGACAGUCUUACUGGCAAACAAGUGCGACCAGCCUAAGGAAGGCAUCGUGAACAGCCCAGCACGGAUGGACGAGUACUGCAGAGACAGCGGCUACGCCGGCUGGUUCGAGACCUCGGCCAAAGAGAACAUCAACAUCGACGAGGCAGCCAAAUUCCUAGUGAAUCAGAUCUUAUCCAUGGAACAGAACGGUCAGUUGGCAAGUGAUUCCUAUGAUCCUGAUAGAUUCUCCAUCGAUUCUCCGGGUCAAGGGAGAUCUUCUCCUCCUGAAUCCAACUGCAAAUGUUGAUCUUCCUGCAGCUUAGAAUGUCGCUAUUUUUCAGGAUGCAAAUGACAUAUGUACGAAAGAAUGUCAUUGGACUUAUGAGAUAAAUUGUUAGCUUUUUGGGACAUUCAUUGAUUUAGUUCAGUUGGAAAUUAUUCCAGAUUCCAGGCUGGGAAUCGUGAUUUUUAUUAGUAGGCUCUUCAAGUCUUCACAGUAUAAACGCCGAGAAUUUUACCUUGAUAAGGUGAUUAAAACUACACCGUCCAAAAUCCCAAGUGCUUCUGCUGUGUUUUCAGAUAGGUUAGCCAAGCGUCGAUAGUCGUAUCACACACGAAAUAUCUAUAUUGUCGGCAGCAUAAGUGUUCAACCGCAAGUAUUACAGAAUUCGCAGGCGAAUAGUUCUUCAAAGUCUGUUAACGUUUCAUUGCUAUAAGCAUUCAUGCCACGUCCGCCCAAUUAUCAUUCAUUUCAUUGACCGUGCACCCGAAUUUUUUAUAUUAGUUUGGACGAUUUUGUAUAAGUAUAUAGAUAUGCCACUAAAACAGAUGUACUUAAGUUUUUGGUGCGACUGGUGUUGAAUGUUUUGAUAAUUGUGCGUUUUUUGCCUCAAACAUGGGACAGUUUAACCAGGCCAUUCGUGUAAAGUUGCAACAUAGUUCGGCAUGACGGAUGCCGAUACUCAGACUUAGUGUUGUGUGUUCUUCAAACACGCAGUCAGAAAAGCAGUCAAUAAUCGAAAGUAGUCUGAAAUCACGAGCAAAUUUGGACAUAAUAAUCCUGUAUACAAUAACUUGGUGAGAAACGUGCAAGCACUCAUUAUUCUCAGUCUGGCGAAAUCCUAUAGAUGCACUGCUAGACAUAAUCUGUCAUAUGAAUUAUUUGAAUUAAAAAAGUGAAAAUUCAAAAUCAAAUGAAAUUCAACUUGAGCGCAUGGCUGAUCGUACGACGAUCAUGGCUGAUCGUCCAUUUCACAAUGUCGAACACUCAUGAAUUCAAAACUGCGUGACGAACAUUUUUAUUUAUGAGCUCGAACUCGAAUUAUUUUUGGUGCGAUUGCAGUCGGGCAAUAAAAGCUUGCGAUUUUCGGAUCCAAAUUCAUAUUUUUUAGUUAUAAUAGAUGAGUUUUAGACAUGGAUCACGAUUAACUCUGAACGCUAAUUUCUAUAAUUUUAGAGUUCGGAAAUAAAAUGAUGUGGCAGUUGUAUAUAUGAACCGGACUAAUUCAAUGAUCAAAUGUUCAACACCAAUUAGAUUGCCUUAGUAAAAUCGUUGGAAUCGUGCCUUUUCAUUAUAGUGCAGUAGUAUUAUAAUAAGCUUAGCUCGAAAUUUGUCACAUGAAGUAGUUUUUCAACAUUGAACUAAUAUAUUUGUCGUUGGACGAUUAAUGCUGAGACCAGUUUUUCUAUUCAAAACCAAGUAACAUUUAAUUCCAUCAUUUGUUGUUUGAUACAUAUAAUUUAUUUUUAUUAUUUUACAUCGAAUGAAUUUCUUUGCUGGUAUUUACAAUAAUUGUUAGUAGCCUUUCUAUGAACAUUCCCCAUAGUACUGCAACUCGCGUUUCCAUGGAAUUAGAUAAAAUAUUAGAUUUGAAAUAGUCUAGUAGCGAUAUCUAACUAUCGUCAGUCGUGAAAAGAUCUUGUCAAAUGACAAGAUUUUAGAUCUUC
Molecule: messenger RNA, 3246 nt
Organism: Hyalella azteca
Lineage: Eukaryota; Metazoa; Arthropoda; Malacostraca; Amphipoda; Hyalellidae
Gene: Rab32
Product: ras-related protein Rab-32
Exons: 5
Coding region: 659-1606 (315 amino acids)
Biological process (GO): endosome to lysosome transport; phagosome-lysosome fusion
Cellular component (GO): lysosome; trans-Golgi network; phagocytic vesicle
Molecular function (GO): GTP binding; GTPase activity
Source: RefSeq, a predicted model, not a curated record